This is a messenger RNA of Argentina anserina (silverweed cinquefoil), 2786 nucleotides long. Its product is annotated as pentatricopeptide repeat-containing protein At4g08210. The record is from RefSeq and is a predicted model, not a curated record. Gene Ontology annotation, molecular function: protein binding. NCBI's taxonomy places the organism in Eukaryota, Viridiplantae, Streptophyta, Magnoliopsida, Rosales, Rosaceae.
AUCUUCGUGUGGUCUUCCCCAGUCUGUGUCCGCGGCAAUGCACGCCCCCCUAUCCCCUCCUUCCUCUCAGUCAUGUACUUCAACCGCAUCGCCAUAGCUCUCGGCCACUGCCGCCGCACCCACGCCUUCCACCGCGGCGAGGCGCUCCACUCCCAGCUCAUCAAACUCGGCAUCCUCGCCGAUGUUUUCCUCUCCAGCAAUCUAAUCUCUCGUUUCAUUAACGAUGCACAGAAGCUGUUCGACGAAAUGCCCCACAGAAAUAUAGUCACGUGGAUGACGAUGGUGUCUGCUUAUACGAAAUGUGGGAGAGCUGGGAAGGCUGUGGGGCUGUAUAGGUACAUGGUGGAGUGGGGCUUGGAGAGGCCCAAUGGGUUUAUGUACUCGGCGGUGUUGAAGGCUUGUGGUGAAGUGGGUGAGGUUGGAUUGGGGAGAGAGGUUCAUGACAUGGUACGUGGAGAUGGGUUGGAGUUUGAUACGGUUUUGAUGAACACCCUUUUGGAUAUGUACCCUUUGGAAAUGUGGGAGCUUGGGUGAUGCCAGAGUGUUUUUGAGGGGAUGUUGGAGAGGAACUGGGUGUCGUGGAACAUGAUGAUUUCGGGGUAUUGUAAGGCUGGUUUGAUGAAUGAGGCUGUGGGGAUGUUGAGGAGGAUGAGAGAGCCGAAUGCCGCGUCUUGGAAUAGUGUUAUUGCUGGUUUUGUGAGUAAUGGGAGCCGGCAUGCGUUGGAGUUUGUGAGUUUGAUGCAUAGGGAAGGGUUCAUGCUUGAUUGUUAUACUAUUCCGUGUGCUUUUAAGAGCUGUGCUUGGUAUGGUUUGUUAGCCUCUGGGAAGCAGAUACAUUGUUAUGCUGUGAAGUAUGGUUUUGAGUCUGAUAGUUUUGUUUUGUCGGCGCUGAUUGAUAUGUAUUCGAACUUCAAUCAGUUGGUUGAAGCUGUAAAGUUGUUUGAUCAGCACUUAAGGUGCAGUGGUUUUGUUAAUUUGGCUCUUUGGAACUCCAUGCUUUCUGGUUGUGUCAAUAACAAACAUAAUCAUGCAGCUUUGGACUUGGUUUCAAAAGUCCAUUGCUCAGGUGCACAGCUGGAUUGUUACACUUACAGUGGUGCUUUAAAGGCCUGCUUUAACUUGCUUAACUUGAGACUCGGGCGUCAAUUGCAUGGUUUGGUUUGCACUGCAGGAUAUGAGCUGGAUUAUGUUGUUGGAAGCAUUCUUACAGACCUCUACACAAGAGUGGGAAAUAUUAAGGAUGCAUUGGGGCUGUUUCACAGGCUUCCAAUGAAAGAUACUGUAGCAUGGUCUGGUUUGAUCAUAGGGUGUGCUAAAUUGGGACUGAGCUGGUUAGCUUUUUCACUGUUUAGGGAUAUGGUGCAUUUGGGUGUAGUAGUAGAUCAUUUUGUCAUUUCACAUGUUCUGAAAGUUUGCUCCAGUUUAACAUCUCUUGGAAGUGGGAAACAGGUUCAUGCUUUCUGUGUUAAGAGUGGAUAUGAAACCGAGGGGGUUGUAAAGACAUCACUGGUUGAUAUGUACUCAAAAUGUGGUGAUAUUGAGAAUGGUUUGGCUAUGUUUGAAUCUGCGGCAGACAGAGACACUGUCUGUUGGACUGGAAUAAUUGUUGGUGGGCAAAAUGGAAGAGCAGAUGAAGCAAUUAAACUUUUCGAUAAGAUGACAGAAUCAGGGUUGAAGCCAAACGAAAUUACAUACCUAGGGGUUCUUUCUGCAUGGAGGUAUGCUGGUUAUGUUGAAAAGGCAAGGACCAUCUUUGAAUCAAUGAAAAACAAACAUGGACUGAAACCCCGUUUAGAUCAUUAUUAUUGCAUGGUUGACAUCCUCGGUCAAGCUGGAUGUUUUAGAGAGACUUUAGAUUUCAUUGCUAAGUCGCCAUUUGAGCCCAACCAAGUCAUAUGGAGAUCAUUGCUUGGAGCCUGUGGAACUCAUAAUAAUACUGAACUAGUAAAUGUCGUUUCUGAUCACCUGCUAGCAACUUCACCAGAAGAUCCUUCCACAUAUGUGACACUUUCAAAUGUUUACGCAGAAUUAGGAAUGUGGGUCGAUUUAAGCAAAGUUAGAACAGCUGUCAGGCAAGUGGGUGCAAAAACAGAAGGAAAGAGCUGGAUUGAGAUCUCAAGAUAAGAAAGAGUGCGAUGGUAAAUUGCUUGGUGCAGGAUGUAGUUCUUCCUGUUCAGUAUAUCAAAGCUACUACAUGUGCUAAAAUCAAGUCAUUACACUAAAUCACUUGGUGCAGGAUGUAGUUCUUCCUGUUCAGUAUACUGCAGCUGCUACAUGUGCUAAAUCAAGUCCUUACAUGAGUUUAAGGGCUGGAUCAUUGUACUGAAUAGCUUGCAAAGAUCAGAGAAUGACCCAUUGGUGGCUGAGUUCAAGGAGAUGUAUUUGUCUUAUGGUUCUUAAGCUAACUGCAUGAUCUAGAUGCAUGCAUGCUAAGAAAGAUGCUGGUGCAUGAUCUUUAUCUUUGCUCACAAAUAUAGCUUAGUUUCCUAUUAGUCAAUUAGCCUUGCUAUGAUGCUAAAUUCAGAAAUGACAGAUCCUCCUAUUCUCACGGUAUCUGCAGUGAAGAGAGAAGAACAUAUCUGGGAGGCUGGGACAUAUGUUAAAGAGGAAGGGUGAAGUUUGAAGAACCGAGGACUGAAAAUACACUGUAGACUGACCUGCCCUGUAGACCCAGCAUGCCUCUGUAGCAUCUCUUUGAAGAUUUAGCUUCCCAUACUGAUAACAUCUGUGGUAUGAUGCGACAAUCAGUAGCAGAGCAAGGUGCCUGGUGUAAGAUCAGGAUAUGG